AAGAAAGAAAAAGGAAAAAGAGAAGAGAGAAGGAGUCCUCGGCUUAGCCGGAGCGCGCACUCCCAGACAGAUGCAAGGUGCCUGCCAGUGAGUGGGUCCCAUCCUAGGCCCACAGUCCUGGCCUAGAUCUUUUCCAUGAUGGAGAAGGUGACAGACAAUAUCUCACGGAAGCACUCUGAGGCCAGUGUGUUUGCGGAGAGUCACUGCCAAAAUUGUUCUGAGGUCCAGGAGGCCCACUAUGACCCCGGCACACAGCAGGAGACAGGGACACCUCUGGGGGCCGAGGUCCCUUACUGUGACCUGAAGCGAGGCCCGCAGCACCCCAAGGAUACCCUCUGCAUCUUGAGCCCCAGCUGUGAGUUGGUGGUGGCCACUGCUCUGGGGCAUAAGCCUGAGAGUUUGGGGGUUCCAGUGGAGUGGCCCUCAGCAGAGAGCCCCGUGACCCAGCCUGGGUGCCAAGAGAUUGGGAGUGGGGUACCCUACCUAGAGAGCCUCACCUGCACACAGCUGAGAAACUCCUCAGAGGCCAGCCAGGCCGGCAAAGUCGCUGCCAGCACCAGCCCUGACUGCAGCCCGGGCUCCCACUGUCCUGAUGAGAUCAGUACCCCAGACGCUGUGGACUUGGAUGCUGCCGACUGGCUCAAUAAGCCCCGGGACUCUGAGAGGCUCAUCAUGAUGUUUUCUAGGCAUCAGGAGCGUGCACAGGCUGAUAGUCCCCGGAAGGCUCCAUCCUCCAUUUCUAGGGCAUCAGCCUCAGGUGAUACUCCGGGACUAAGGAGGGAAGAUUCUAGUCAUGGGAACCAGAGUUCUAGGGAGAGCCGAGUUAAGUCUUGUGGAGAGAGUGGUUACUUCUCCUUGGAACGGAACAAGUUGGAUUCAGCCCAGACCUCCCAAAGUCUACAAAGUGGAUUUAGAAGUAUAUCACGAAACCCUGGUCCUGCAAAAUCUGUAUAUCAUGACACACCCCAGACCUCAUCCUCGCAACGAUCCACCCAACGGGACACUACCAGGUCUUCAUCUCCCCAUCGCUCUGCCCAACGGGACACUACCAGGUCUUCAUCUCCCCAUCGCUCUGCCCAACGGGACACUACCAGGUCUUCAUCUCCCCAUCGAUCCAGCCAAUGGGAUACUACCAGGUCUUCAUCUCCCCAUCGAUCAACCCAACGGGACACUACCAGGUCUUCAUCUCCCAAUCGCUCCGCCCAACGGGACACUACCAGGUCUUCAUCUCCCCAUCAAUCCACCCAAAGGGAUGCUCCCAGGUCUUCAUCUCCCCAUCGAUCAACCCAACGGGACACUACCAGGUCUUCAUCUCCCCAUCGCUCCGCCCAACGGGACACUACCAGGUCUUCAUCUCCCCAUCAAUCCACCCAAAGGGAUGCUCCCAGGUCUUCAUCUCCCCAUCGAUCCACCCAACGGGACACUACCAGGUCUUCAUCUCCCCAUCGCUCCACCCAACGGGACACUACCAGGUCUUCAUCUCCCCAUCAAUCCAGCCAACAGGACGCUACCAGGUCUUUAUCUCCCCAUCGCUCUGCCCUACGGGACACUACCAGGUCUUCAUCUCCCCAUCGAUCCACCCAAAGGGAUGCUCCCAGGUCUUCAUCUCCCCAUCGAUCCACCCAAAGGGAUGCUCCCAGGUCUUCAUCUCCCCAUCGAUCCACCCAAAGGGACGUUCCCAGGUCUUCAUCUCCCCAUCGAUCCACCCAAAGGGAUGUCACCAUAGCCUCUUCUCCACAUCAGGCCACCCAAAGAGAUACCACCAGGGCCUCUUCUCCUCAUGGAUCAUCGACCCAAAGAGAUACCACCCAAUGCUCUUCUACCCAACGAGACAAACCUAGACCCUCUUCUACUCUACGAGACAAUCCCAGGGCUUCCUCUCCCACCCAGCCCACCCCAAAGGACAAUCCUCGAGCUUCUUCGAGCCAACGAGAUAAUCCUCGAGCUUCUACUCGAGACAACCCUGGCACUUUUUCUUCUGCCCGAUCCAUCCAGCGGGACAAUCUUCAGGCUUCCUCCGGCCAACGGGAUAACCCCAGAACCUCUUCUACCCGAGACAAUCCUUGGUCUUCCUCUCCUGCCCGGACUAUCUCAAAGGAUAACCCUCGGGCCUCUUCCACCCAGCGGGAUAAUCCUCGAUCUUCUUCUAUUCAGAGAGACAAUCCUGGGUCCUCCUCUCCCAUGCGAUCCAGCCAACGGAGCAACCCCCGGACCUCUUCUUCUCACCGCACUAACCGUGACAUUCCUUGGGCCUCCUUCCCCCUCCGCCCAAUCCAAAGUGAUGGACCUCGGGCUUCUUCUCCAGCCCGCUCUAAACAGAGCGAGGUCCCCUGGGCCUCCUUUCCUCUCCGGCCGGUCCAGGGUGACAGUUCCCGGACGUCCUCUCCCACACGCUCAUUUCAACUUUCCUCCAAAACCAGCCAAUGUGACACUCUAACUCGGGGUUCCAGUUGCCAGAGCGGCCCUCGAAGCUCCACCCCACCUCUCUCUUCCACACGUACUGCCUCCCAGACCUCGUCCCUCUCGCGUUCCACCUCCCUCGAUUCUCCUAACCCCCCCUCAAUCGUGUGCAUUGGGCACCGAGAUGCACCCCGGGCAUCCUCGCCCCCCCGAGUCUCUCAGCAUGACCCAUUCUCAUUCUUCCCUGAUCCCCCUGAUGAUGAGAGCCAAUUCCCCCAUCACGAACCCCCCUAUAUCCCUCCAGCUGUCUGCAUCGGGCACCGGGAUGCCCCUCGGGCCUCCUCGCCCCCUCGCCACUCCCAACACGACCCUUUUCCUUUCCUCCCAAAUACCUCAGACACUGCAGAGAGCCAAUUUCCUCAACAUGAUCCUCCCCAGAUGCCACCUCCCGUGUGCAUCGGGCACCGGGACGCCCCCCGGGCCUCAUCUCCCCCACGCCAGUCCCAGCAAGAGCCUUCUCUCCUCUACCAAGAUGUCCCUGGAGCUAGCUCAGAGAGCCUAUCUCCCUCCACAGGUUCUGUGCACGAACCCCCCCACAUGCCACCUCCCGUGUGCAUCGGGCACCGGGAUGCCCCUCCCUUCUCUUCUCCCCCACGCCACACUCAGCAUGACCCUUCCCUCCUCUACCAGGACCCCCCCGGGGCCAGCUCUGAAAGCCUGGCCCUCUCUAUGGAUUCCCAGCAUGAGGCCCCCCAGAUCCCCACUCCUGUGUGCAUUGGGCACCGCGAUGCCCCGCUUUUUACUUCCCCUCCACGCCAGGCCCACAAUGACCCUUCCCUCCUCAACCAGACCCCUCCGGGUGCCAGCUCCGAAAGUCUUACCCCUUCUGUGGACUCCCUCCACGAUAGCCUCCAGCCCACCCUCCACGUAUGCAUUGGGCACCGAGAUGCCCCACGUGCCUCCUCCCCACCCCGCCACUGGGACCCCCCGGGGGCUGCCAGGUAUUCCUCCCCCCAGCCAGGGCCCUCUGGUUCCAAGGGGGCUGGCAAUGGGGAGGGCAGACAUAACCUAGAACGGGAGGAGUACACGGUGUUGGCUGAUCUCCCCCCUCCCAAGAGACUGAACCAGAAAGAGGCCGUGGGCAAGCCAAACGGCAGUGCCAGCAACCGCACCCGCAGUCCUGGGCGGACGGAGGUGGAGCGCAUCUUUGGAUAUGAGCGCAGGAAGUCUGACGCCCUGGAGACAUACCAGGCUCUGGAAGCAGGGAGGUCCCCGAGAGGCGGUGGGCGAGCAGCGGGGCAGCUGCAGCGCAGACAGUCCAGCCCAGCUCUGUGCCGAGAGGUAACCAAGAAGCCCCCCCAGACUCCAGAACAGACCCGGAAGAGGGAACCUCCUCACAGCAAGAGCCCUGAGAGACACCCCGAGGGAGACCGGCGGAGCAAAGCGGGGUCCGCGCCCCCCAAGAAUCUGGUCAGACUCCCGGAGAGGGAAUGCAGAGCCCGGGGUCAGCUCGUGCACUCCAAGAGCCUAGACAUCCCCCCCGAGAACGAGCGACCGGGGCAGAGGCAGCCCCUGGGUCUCAGGCACUUGGGAAAGUCAAUGGAAGAGGAGUGGGGGCCUGCAGAGGAAGCCUGCGUCCCCAGGUCUCCCAGCAGGCACCCGGACAGGGACAGGGCCCGUGCAGAGAGGGGCCUGGAGAGGAACUUCCGAGGCCAGGAGGGCCACUUCUGCACCAGGCCUCUGGACAUGUAUCCAGACAGCCAGUGGAGAGGCCCCACCAAGGAGAUCUUGGGCUGCUGGCGGGCGCUGGCCGAGCAAGUGUGCUGCCGGCGGCUGGAGCGGCUCCGCCAGAGCGGGCAGCUGGGGGACUGGGAGGAGCUGGCCCAGCCCGGGAGGGCCGUGUGGGACUGCAACGGCCUCGGGGAGCUCGGCCCACCCCCUGUCCCAGACAGGCCCGCCAAGGUAUCCUGGGGAGGCCUGGGGGAGCUUCCCGGCUCCCGGAGGCUGGAGAGAGCGGACGAGAUAGACUGGGCAGGCCUGGCGGACUUGGACCUCCUUCACAGGCCCGAGAGACCCUCGGAUGUGGACUGGAGGGACCUGGGAGAGCUCCCUCAUCCUCGCAGCCCUGAGAGGCCUGUGGGGACCGACUGGGGGAGUCUGGGGGAGCUGCUCGGACCCAGAAGCCCCGACUCCUACCGAGAGAUGGACUGGGGGGGCCGGGGGGAGCCCAUGCUUACAGAGGGAUGCUGGCUGGAGAAUGGGGGGGCCAGGCCCCCCAGGGUCCCCAAGGAGGCCCCGGAGAGGGAGUGGCAGAGUGCCCCAGAGCCCGCCGGCCUGGUGAUCCACGACAGGCAGGCGGAGGUGAACGGGUACAGCCCCGGGGAGCGCCUCCUCAGCCCCAUUCCUUCAGUGGAGGAAAACGGGGCUGACUCGGGACAGCCAAGCGGCUCAGCCCCGUGGCCAAAGAGCAGAGCAGAGAGCCUUCCGAGAGCCGCGGAGCCAGCUGCUCUGCAGGAGGACCAGGACAAGAUGGCCAACGAGCUACCGCCCGGCCCCCGCCCGUCUGAGGAGCCUGAAGCGGAGAGCAGUGUCCUCCCCAAGCCCGGACCUCCGGGAGCAGCCACCGGCCAGAAGACCCCCUUGGAGACCCCCUUGGAGACCGAGCAGGAGACGGCAGACACGGCAAACAACGUCCAAGCGAAGGGAAAGGCUGUGAGCCCCUCCAAGGGCCGACUGGUGACUUCAUGGCGCAUGCCCGGAGACCAGCCCACGCUGUUCAACCCGUUCCUGAUUUCCCUGGGGGUUCUCAAGUGGCGAAGGCCCGAUCUUCUCAACUUUAAGAAGGGAUGGAUGUCCAUUCUGGAUGAGCCGGGAGAGUGGAAGAAACAUUGGUUCGUGCUGACUGACUCCAGCCUCAAAUAUUACCGGGACUCUAACGCUGAAGAGGCCGAUGAACUGGACGGAGAGAUCGACUUGCGUUCCUGUACAGAUGUGACGGAGUUCGCCGUCCAACGCAAUUAUGGCUUCCAGAUCCACACGAAGGAUGCUGUCUUUACGUUGUCCGCCAUGACUUCAGGCAUCCGGAGGAACUGGAUUGAGGCUCUGAGGAAAACCGUACGACCGGCCAAUGCCCCAGACGUCACCAAGCUCUCCGACAGCAACAAAGAGAACACGAUCCACGGUUACAGCUCCCACAAGGGCUCCCUGAAGUCCGAGGAGCAGCGGCCGGCUUCCGAAGUCAUCGGCCGGGGACCCAACCGCAAGGCUGAUGGGCAGCGCCAGGCCUUCGAUUACGUGGAGCUCUCCCCGCUCAGCCUGGGCACCCCGCAGCGGCGCGGAGGGAGCGUCCGCGGCUCGGACCGAGGGGCCAAGCAGGACGAGCUCGAGCGGGACCUGGCCCAGCGCUCCGAGGAGCGCCGGAAGUGGUUCGAGGCCACCGAGAGCAGGGCCGGGGAACCAGGGGCAGGGGAGGGGCCCCGCAAGGUCCUGGGGGGCCCCCUCACCGAGGACCAGCAGAGCCGGCUGAGUGACGAGAUCGAGAAAAAGUGGCUGGAGCUGGAGAAGCUGCCCCUGAGGGAGAACAAGCGGGUGCCGCUGAUGGCGCUGCAGAGCAAAGGGGAGCAGAAGGGACCUUCGGGAGACUCCACGGAGGCCCUGGAGAAGGAGGUCCAGUCCCUGCGGGCUCAGCUGGAGUCCUGCCGCCUCCGAGGGGACAGUUCCCGGGACACACCCAAACCUCACGAGGACGGCCACAUCCCCCGGGGCUAUAUCUCCCAGGAAGCGUGUGAGCGGAGCCUAGCGGAGAUGGAGUCGUCCCACCAGCAGGUGAUGGAGGAGUUACAGCGACAUCACCAACGGGAACUGGAGCGGCUACAGCAGGAGAAGGAGUGGCUUUUGGCAGAGGAGACGGCAGCCACAGCCUCUGCCAUAGAAGCCAUGAAGAAAGCCUUUAAGGAAGAGCUAAACAAGGAGCUGGGAAAGACAAGGAGUCUUCAGCAAGGUCCAGAGAGUCUCCGCAAGCAGCACCAGUCCGACAUGGAUUCCUUGAAGCGAGAAUUGCAGGUUCUCUCAGAACAAUACUCCCAAAAGUGCUUGGAGAUUGGGGACCUGACCCGUCAGGCUGAGGAACGGGAACGCAUCCUACGGCAUUGCCAGCAGGAAGGCAAAGGGCUCCUGCGGCAGAACCAGGAGCUUCACUCCCGCCUGUCAGAAGAGAUCGGCCGACUGAGAAAUUUCAUCGCCUCCCAGGCCUCCAGUGACGGCCUAGGACGCAACAACGAAAGGAGUUCCUGUGAAUUAGAGGUGCUGCUCCGGGUAAAAGAGAACGAGCUGCAGUAUCUCAAGAAGGAAGUGCAGUGUCUCCGGGAUGAACUGCAGAUGAUCCAGAAGGACAAGCGCUUCACCUCAGGGAAGUACCAGGAUGUCUACGUGGAGCUGAACCACAUCAAGUCGCGGUCGGAGCGGGAGAUCGAGCAGCUGAAGGAGCACUUGCGCCUGGCCAUGGCCGCCCUGCGGGAAAAAGAGUCCAUGCAGAACAAUCUGGACAACUAGAGGUUCCAGUUGCCCCACCCCCGUUGGAUCGGGCCGCAGAAGGGAGACGUGGUCUCGCCACUCCCGAGGAGACCAGAAGCCAAGCUUUCUCACCACGCCUUCAUGGGCCGCGCGUACACACACAGACACACACACAGACACGGAAACACACACACUCUGCAGAUCUGAGCGCGCCCGUCACACUGGGUCUUAACUUGCACCUUCUUCGGGAUUUUAUAUGUGAAAAGAUUUUUAUAUAGAUUUUUUCCUCCCCUCCCCCCAAAGAAAAAACACUUUAUGUCCUUUUUUGUUUCGUUUUGUUUUUUAAGAGUGCCUAGGACCGAGUGGGCCCCUCCCACCCCGUGGCCCCCAGGCCGGCAGCCUCGGCUCGGUCCCGGGGUCAGGCGGCCCCCGCGGCUCAGUCUGGAAGAGGAGGAGUCAGCUUUUCCCUUCCCUUCCCUCCCCUUCCCCGCUCCCCACCUCCUUCACUGGCUGCCCCUGCCAUCCGGGGCCUGUGCAUGGACAGACAGACAGAUGGACAUUGGGAGGGAGGAGCUGGGACCCUGACGUCCUGAGCCGGACCGCGGAAGCCAAACAGUGAAGGCAGGGUGCCCUCCCUGCACAGCAAAACUUUUAACUUAAUAAAACAUCCUACUUA
Sarcophilus harrisii (Tasmanian devil) is the source of this 7588-nucleotide messenger RNA. It is a transcript of the gene TRIOBP, whose product is annotated as TRIO and F-actin binding protein. The transcript is spliced from 23 exons. The record is from RefSeq and is a predicted model, not a curated record. NCBI's taxonomy places the organism in Eukaryota, Metazoa, Chordata, Mammalia, Dasyuromorphia, Dasyuridae. Gene Ontology annotation, molecular function: actin filament binding. The coding region runs from base 136 to 6951 and encodes 2271 amino acids. Gene Ontology annotation, cellular component: actin cytoskeleton. Gene Ontology annotation, biological process: positive regulation of substrate adhesion-dependent cell spreading; actin filament organization.